AUUAUUGAUGACCUUUAUUUUCAGGUGAUAUUUUGUAGCGAGGAGUGUCAGAAACAGGGAUUAUCAAGCAUCCAUUGGCAAGAAUGCCCUAUUGUAUCAACCCUGCGUCUACUGGACAUACAAAGUUAUCUUGCAUUAGCAUACAGAUUAAUGAUGAAGACCUCUCAUGCCAAGCUCAAGGAGUUGAUACUUCUACUGCAAUGUGAGGCCAAAAAUCAGCUUCCUAAGAAUCUUGGAUUCAAUAAAAAUGGUGUCUAUGAUUCAUCAGAUUAUAGAGCAGUGUAUCACCUGACAACCAACAAAGAAAAGAUAUCUGGACACAAACUAUUUGCCAGGUGCAUGGAGGCUUUUAUUGUAACCAAACUUCUGUUGCUGAGUGGUCGCUACUUCAUCAGUUGUGAUGGUGAGCCCUUCACUCCAAGUCACGAAGAUAUCGUCCUGACUGGCAGCACACUCAUCCAUCAUAUGAUGGGUCUCCAUUGCAAUAGUUAUGGCACUACAUUUCCCAUCUUUAACGUGAAUGACCAUAAGGAAUAUCAGAUGGAAUUAUGUGGCAGGGCAGUUCAAACUGCAUCAAGUCUUCUGAAUCACUCCUGCAAUCCAAAUUGUACUGAUUUUUGGUAUGGCACAACUGUUAUAGUAAGAGCAAUACAAUUCAUCCCCGCUGGCAAGUCAUUAACCAUCUCAUAUGGAUUAGAUAUUGCUGUAGACACAAGAGAGUUCAGGAGGUUUAUACUGAUGACUAAUUUUUAUUUCAAUUGUACCUGUGAAGCUUGUGAAAAUAACUGGCCAACUAUUAAGGAAUGGCCACCAUUUGAAACUUUAAAAUGCACCAGAUGUAAUGAAGGAGAAGGUAUCAGCCCAUGCACAAAAGUUUGUCCUAAUUGCAAUCUGAACUAUGAUGAAGGAGGCACACAGGGACGAGCACCUUAUAAUUACAGGCUCAUCUUGAGGAAAAUACAUAAGGUUGUAGAAGAUUUUUUUGUCGCCAAUAAAAACAUCUUGCAAGAAGGCAGUAACUCUGAAAAGGACAUUAAGGCAGUGCGUGCUUUAAUUAAACUUUUCUGCAAGUAUGUGAUGCAGCCAUGUCUUGGUCUCCGUCUUGCUCAAGAUGCACUGCGCUUUGUCUGUUUACGUCGUGGUUCUUGUGUCUAUGUUAAACAUGAUAUUGAAAAUACCCUGAUCAAUCUUCUGAGUGCUGAGAUGAAUCGAGCCUUACAACUGUAGCCAGUUUUACAAAAUGAGUCUAAAACGUGGACUACGGUAAAUCCUAUGUGUUUCAAGUGAAUAUUUUAAAUAACUUUAACUAAAAACAUAUCAAAAUAGGACAUAUCAAAAUAAUAGUUCCAACACUGGCACCUGAUCAAUGUAAGUUAAGUCUCCAAAAUAAAUGAAUUUAGAUGACUAUAAAAUGUUUAUAUGGGAAUUUACUGCAGGUGUCAAGCUACAAUUUGAAGAAUUAAAAGCUUCAGCUUGCAUGAUUGCAAUUUGCCAGAAAUUUUGUAUAGAAAGAUUUGCCAGAAAUAAACCCCUUUGCAUCGGGUGGUGUAAAAGUUGUCCGAGGCCAAGUUAUGUGAACUAUGUUUAUGGCACAGAAAAAUCUUUCCACAGGAUGAAAUGUUAGGCCAAGUCUUAUGUGACUUUAAGGACAGGAACCUGGACCUGGUAAAUGCUUCCAUCGGUUGGAGACAAAAAAUUGUCAUCCCUUAUGCGGAAUGCGAAUUACCUGCUAUUAUGCUUUUGUCAAAUUCAAAUUUUAAUACUGUAUUCAUAAAUGUUGAUAUAUAUAAUGUUGAGUUAAUUUACCGUAACUUAUUUAGCUAAGAGAAAAUCAUAAUAAUAACAUAACAUGUGAUAUCUGUAAUUAUGAACUGUAUACUCAAGAAUUAGAUUUCGAAGGAACAUUUUUCAGUGAUUUAAAAUCAUUACAUUUGUUAAAUUCAGAAUCCAAAACUGUGUAACCACUUAUAAAAGUCAUUACAAUAAUGGUGUAGGCGGUGGGCAGGCAGUACACUACUCCCAAGUUUUCAGACUUUCUACGUCCAUAGUUCUCAGUUACCAGUGACAAGUGUCCCACAUGUACAUGAAAUUACCAGGCUGUGCUGGGGCACAAAUCUAAUAACAUUGAUGAUCUACAUGUGAAAAAGAUUUUUUUUUUUAUAAAACUUUAGGGUAUCGUGAGAGAAGUUCUGCAUCACUGCCUCAACCCAAACUUACCAACUAUGAUGGAACCAUAAUGUACAAUUGCCCCUGAGUACGAAUUUUUCAGUGUACGACGACAAUUUCCUUUAUGUAAUUAAUUGAACUAGAAUAUAUGAACAGAAUAAAAGAAUAUAUUUAGUAAUUAAACAAUGCAGAAACAAUGAAAUGUACACAAAAAAAAGAUCAACAUGUAAAUGCAGGAAAUGGCAUUAAAAACACAAAAAUCAGAAACAGUUAAAUGGGUCACAGUGAGAGUGGGUUAUUGUGUUAGCUGGAGUUCCGAUUGUGUCUUGAUACUAAAAAUGGAAGGUUUAGUGAGUGAACUGGUGCUAGUAAGGGAGCUAUGUGGAGUUCUGAAAACUGACUUGGAGUCCCUGUGGGAGGAGCUACGACAGCUGUAACAACUUCAAAAGGAAACAAAGGAGGAGAGCAGUAUUAGCAAGUCUUCACCUAGGCAUGUCGUAAAGGACAGGGGUCUUAAAGAAGAUUCUGACCAAGUCGCCUACUGAUGUUAUAAAGACUUCCAAUCCAUUUGCCGUGCUGGAAGGUGAGUGCUGUAGGGAGACUGCAGAUCGCUCGAAAGGGAAGGCAAUGAAGGGAGCGCAGUUCCCACAAGGUGCUCACAAAGUUAAGAAAGUAGCUAAGCAAAUUUUGAUAGUUGGAAACUCCCAGGUGAGGUAUUUGGACAGAGCUUUUUGUGCCAGAGAUAGGGGAAACAGGUUAAAUGUUUGCUAUCCGGGAGCAGGAAUUGGUGAUAUAGUAAACAACAUGAAUUAUAUUAUGGCUGGAAAUGGAAACAAAUCCAUUAUUUGCAUCAGUAACAGUGGAAAUGAUGUAGGACGAGUUAGGAGUGAGGCACUGAUACAGCGGUUUAAGACAGCUUUAUGUUUAAUUAUUUAUUACUUUGUUUAAGACAAAGUUUUAUUUACGGUAUAUAUUUAUUUCGGAUUGUUUUGUGUAUGACAAAUAUGAGUAUUAUUAUGUAUUAAAUGUAUUUAAGGUUAAUGUUUUUGCAUGUGUGGAACAGAUAAAUUCAAUUUGUUAUUCUUUUGAAAAAUUCGAUUUGGUGUAUGAAUUUUCCUGACAGGGUAUGGCCCAUCUCUGGGAACAGAUUAUAUACGUAUAUCGAGGUUCAACACCUAUCAGCAAGCUUAGCAAAGUAAUAGAAAAGACUUCUCAUUAACCAUGUAAAAGUGGGAAAAUUGCUGAUAAUUGUGCUUGAGAAUUAAAAGAAGAAGUCAACUGUAGCCAGGUGGUGGCCACGAGUGGAUUAAGCACUAGGAACCACUAUAUCAGAGGUAUUGACCCCGAGGCGUCAUACAUUGUUCUUUGUACAAAUGUAAGCUUAUUUGUGCCUGUAUGAUCACAUUCACAAGUAUUCUAAUAAUACAACAUUAGAACAACAAGUUCAUUGAGCAGUAACCACCUCCCCCUAAACACCUGAAGAGGGCACAAAUGACCAGCUGAUUUAAAUCUGGUAAUAUAAUUUGGACCUCCAGUUAAACUGGAUAAUAUAUAAACAAACAUAGUAUUUAUAAUUUAUUCCAGAACUAUUGGGAAAUGCAAGGUGUUAAGUCUUAUGAAAGUUUGCCCUGUGAAGUAUGCACUAGUCAUUUCUGUAAUAGUUUGUAUCUGAAAUAAAGUGGUCUUUUUUAUAUGGACAUAUUCAUUAGAAUUCAAAUAUCUAAACUCAACGUUUUAAUUAGGAAUUUUUAUUGUAUAACUAACAUUUGUAAACAUAUAUUAAUCAAUGGUAGACAAACAGUUUUAGGAUAUUUUUAUUAAUUAAAAGAUUAAGAGGAUAUCAGACAUUAAAAAGUAUAAUAAGUAG
Messenger RNA from Procambarus clarkii (red swamp crayfish), 4033 nucleotides. The record is from RefSeq and is a predicted model, not a curated record. Lineage: Eukaryota; Metazoa; Arthropoda; Malacostraca; Decapoda; Cambaridae.